AAUAAAAUAACAUAUAAUAUGAAAAUUUAUGAAAUAUAAAAUUUAUAAUAAAUAUAAAAUUAUGACAGAUAAAUAUAUCUGGCAUAAUUUAGAAACGUCAAAUCAAUUUUACAGUACAUUGCAAAAUGUAUGUAAAUUUAGAAAAAAACAUUUAUUGGAAAAAUACAAUCAAUGUGAUUUACAAGAAACUAUGAUAAAUAGCAAUAUUUAUAAAUUAAAUAAUGAUUGCUUAAUACUUAUUUUCCUUCAUUUACCAAUUGUAGAUAGAAUUAGGAUAGAAAGGGUGUGUAAAAGAUGGCAGAAAGUAAGCCAAAAAUCUUGGCAUAAUAUAAAGAAAUUAGAUCUAAGAAAUUAUACCUGGGGAUUUACUUCUAAUGCUAAAUUAAAACAAAUAAAUACAGUUAUUCUUAAUAAAGUAUUAUCACGAUGUGGUAAAUUUCUAAAUAAAAUAUAUUUAGAAAAAACAUUUUGCGAGGGUAGAGAAAGUGCAUUGUCUAUUAUUGGUAAUUUAUGUCCUAAUUUAGAAAUCAUUGAUGUCAGUUAUCUCCAAGUACCUUCAACAGGAAUAACAUCAAUAAUAAAUAAUUGUCAUAACAUAAAGAAACUUAGUUUAGAUUGUAUAUAUCUUUUCGACACAGAUUUGGAAAAAUUAUUUAAAGUAAAUCAACAAUUACAAUUUCUUAAAUUAGUUGACAUUAAAAUAUCUGGUAAAUGUUUAUUAUAUUUACCAUCAAAUACAAUAAAAGAAAUUAUUAUAAAAAGAUGUGAUUAUGUUUGUGAUAAUGAUGUUGCAGAGGCAAUUACAAGAUUAAAUAAUUUAAAACAUUUUAUAAUAUCAGAAUGUUUUGAUACUUUAGAAAAAACUACAAAAGCUAUUGGCAAAUAUUCUACAAGUUUAGAAACAUUGGAAAUUAUUGGUAAAUCUAGUAUGUUACAAUUCAAUGGUAUAUCACAUGUAAUUACAUUAAGUAAUCUUAAAAAUUUGAAAGUAAGUGCAAAUUGGUUUAUUUGCAACUCUAUUCUUUGUAAAUUAAGUUCACAUUGUCAACAACUGAUUUACUUAGAUCUUAGUGAUGUUCCAGGUCAUUUUAUUACAGAUCAUACUUUAGCAGCUAUAGAAAAAUUUACAAAAUUAGAAAUAUUGAUAACACGUGAUUUAUAUCAAGUUACCAGCAAUGGUUUAUUACAUUUGUAUAAUUUAAAACAGCUAGUGUGUCAAGAAUGUAGUUUUUUUGAUAUAACAAUAUCUAAAUUUAUUCAACAUUCCUUUCAACUGAAGAUAUUAGAUUUAUCUGGAUGUCGUAACAUAACAAAUGUUACAUUAAAAAGAGCAGUGACAGCUACUAAUUACAGAACUAAUAAUAUUAUUUUGAAUUUAUUUAUUGGUGGAACUGCAGUUAAUCUUGAAACAUUUAAGGAAGUAUCACCAUUUUUACAAAUAUAUAAUACAGAUUCACGUUACAAAGAAAUAUUUCCAUUUCAUCCAGAUUCCAUAUUAAUAUAAAUUUCUUAUAAAUGUAUUUUUUUA
Molecule: messenger RNA, 1528 nt
Organism: Apis mellifera (honey bee)
Lineage: Eukaryota; Metazoa; Arthropoda; Insecta; Hymenoptera; Apidae
Product: F-box/LRR-repeat protein 4-like
Exons: 4
Coding region: 29-1504 (491 amino acids)
Biological process (GO): SCF-dependent proteasomal ubiquitin-dependent protein catabolic process
Cellular component (GO): SCF ubiquitin ligase complex
Molecular function (GO): protein binding
Source: RefSeq, a predicted model, not a curated record